AUUAAACAUACCUCAAAACACGACCUAAUCUUGAGUUUUAGUUAUUACCAGGUCCACCAUUAUGUCUGUCACAUGAUGGAGCGGUUUAACAAACACUUCCUACAAAACUACAAACUACAACCCCCUUCUCUUACAUCAACUUCUUUCGCAAUAAAAUGCUCCCACAAUUUCCAAGACUUUCAGGCAAUUGCAUGCUUUCUCUCUAAUUCGCUGCGAUAAUGGGAAAUUAUAUUACGAGUCGAUCCUCCAACGCUACCGGGAAAGUAAUUCUGCCCGAUGGCACGGUUCAUGCGUUUGACAAAUCUUUAACCGUGGCAGAGCUAAUGUUAGAGUAUCCACAGCAAGUGGUGGUCGAAUUCCAACAAAAUCUUUCUGAAAAGAGGCCAGCUCCAUUGCCAGCUGACAAGAAGCUAGAAGCAAAAAAAGUGUACCUAAUCCUGCCUAUGAAAAGGGGAAAGAUUCUGCCAUUAUCGUCAGAGGAAGCUAGGCAGGUUCUUUCGGGCGCAAACUCGGUUUUAAGAUCAAGGUCUCUUCUAUCUUCAUCAAGGUUUCUGCCUCUCUUUGCUAGAAUUUGCCCUGCAGGCGUUGAAGGGGGUCACAAGUUUGUUUUGGAAAAGGACGGAUGUAUAGAGAAGAAGAGGAUGCUAGAAGAGAGAUAUGAUUCAGAGGUGUUGGCAGAGAUUUUAGAAAAUAGACCGAACUAUUUAAGCAGGCAGCUUUCAGGAAAAGGAUGGAAACCAAGCCUGGAUACUAUUAAGGAGAAGAAGGUAGAGAAAAAGGUUCGUCAUUGGUUAUUUAAUUUUGAAGUUUGAUUAAUCAGAGUUUUGUUGUCUGUGAUUUAAUGUGGUGUUUGCUAAUUGUUCUGUUGUCUGCUGUUGGAAAUUUAGAGGAAGAAGUUCUGAGAUGUUCAUGCUUAGUAGUUGUAUCCAACUGCAUACAGAAAAUACUCAAAUCAUACUUUGUAUCAGCUUCUCAACUUACUAUGAAAGUACUGUCAUGUUUAACUAA
Messenger RNA from Ricinus communis (castor bean), 1008 nucleotides. RefSeq lists its product as uncharacterized. NCBI's taxonomy places the organism in Eukaryota, Viridiplantae, Streptophyta, Magnoliopsida, Malpighiales, Euphorbiaceae. The coding region runs from base 219 to 812 and encodes 197 amino acids. The transcript has a single exon. The record is from RefSeq and is a predicted model, not a curated record.